UGGCACGGGUCCGGGGGGCGGAGCCAAGCCAGGUUUUUCUAGGGUCCAGGCACCCAGGUCUCCUAGUUGGCUCUGUCUUCAGCUUCUCCGCGCUACCCCGAUUACUGCUGCCAAGAUGAUGUGUGGCGCGCCAUCUGCCACAAUGCCAGCCACGGCCGAGACGCAGGAGCUCGCUGACCAGGUGAAGUCCCAGCUUGAAGCGAAAGAAAAUCAGAAGUUUGAUGUCUUUAAAGCCAUAUCCUUCAAGAGACAGAUAGUGGCUGGCACCAACUUCUUCAUCAAGGUUGAUGUGGGUGAAGAUAAAUGCGUGCACUUGAGGGUGUUUCAGCCCCUCCCUCAUGAAAACAAGCCUCUGACCCUGUCCUCUUACCAGACCAACAAAGAAAAGCAUGAUGAGCUCUCAUACUUCUGAUCCGGGGAUUCCUUUGCACCUGUGUUUGGGACCACGCAGUAAAACACCCCUCCAUGAUGGAGAGAAGGGAGUUGAGCAAGUUUCUUUUGUGAUUCUCAAACUGCGUUGUAUUUUGCAUCCUUCCAAAUAAUUAUUUUCAGAAAACUGUAUAUGAUCUCUCUAAAUAUAUAUUUUUAGAGACUAUA
This is a messenger RNA of Mus caroli (Ryukyu mouse), 597 nucleotides long. It is a transcript of the gene Cstb, whose product is annotated as cystatin B. Gene Ontology annotation, molecular function: cysteine-type endopeptidase inhibitor activity. Lineage: Eukaryota; Metazoa; Chordata; Mammalia; Rodentia; Muridae. Gene Ontology annotation, cellular component: cytosol. The record is from RefSeq and is a predicted model, not a curated record.